Messenger RNA from Capsaspora owczarzaki ATCC 30864, 965 nucleotides. RefSeq lists its product as hypothetical. The transcript is spliced from 2 exons. Bases 22 to 768 code for a protein of 248 amino acids. Gene Ontology annotation, molecular function: oxidoreductase activity. Lineage: Eukaryota; Filasterea; Ministeriida; Capsasporidae. The record is from RefSeq and is a predicted model, not a curated record.
UUUUUUUUUUUUUUUUGAAUAAUGUACGAAUCCAUCGUGCGCCCUGCGGCGUCGUGGCUGAGCGGUGCUGCGGCCGUGCUCGCGCUUGCAUUUGGCCUGAUCAGCACGCACGUCAUGCUUGCCAUGAUUGUGUCGUACGUGUACGUCGUGAGCCCCUUCACUGGCGGCCAGGGCGACGGCGGAGUUUCCAUGGACCACGACAACCCGCUCUUCCUCAACACACACCCGCUCUGCAUGGUCCUCGCCUUCUGCUUCUUCAUGCCCGAAGCUGCCCUCGUCUACCGCUGGCUGCCCGCUGAGCGCCCCACCAAAAAGUACGUCCACGCCGCCCUCCACUCGGCCGCGUUGAUCUCGUCCAGCAUUGGCUGGUAUGUCAAGUGGUACGACGACGAGUACACUACCGGCCACGUGCACUUUGGCCGCAUGCACUCGCACUUUGGCCUCAUCGCCCUCAUCCUGUUCUACGGCCAGUACCUUGCCGGAUUUGGCAUGUACCUCUUCCCUGGCGCACCCCUUGACGAUCGCCCACUGUACUCGCCCUACCACAAGUUUGUCGGUGUCCUGACCAUCUCGCUCGGCGCCAUCGCUGCCGGCACUGGCGCGCUCUACAUCCAGGCCGCCUACGCCGAGAACGUUGCCAUCAACGACGACAACCAGUACUACACCAUCUGGCUUGGUCUCAUUGCCGCCUUCACCGCCGUCGCCGUUGCCAUCGGCGUUCUCCUCAACAACAAGCCCGUCAAGCGGGAUUUGCUGCUCAACAAUUAAAAAGCUGGACCAGGAUGCUUUCGUUGUUUGUGUUUUGAAUGCUUGGUUGUUACAAUUUCCAACACUCGUUGGGGGGACUUUUUCCCCCGCAGCUGGAAUAAGAAUGCGAUUUUUUUGUUGCUCAACUUGCAAUGUGCGUUGCAGUGCAUGUAUUGCAAAGCCAUGUCGAUCGGUUUUGAGUGUUGCAGCUCUCAAAC